This is a messenger RNA of Microplitis demolitor, 2036 nucleotides long. Its product is annotated as E3 ubiquitin-protein ligase RNF8-like. Lineage: Eukaryota; Metazoa; Arthropoda; Insecta; Hymenoptera; Braconidae. The record is from RefSeq and is a predicted model, not a curated record. Gene Ontology annotation, molecular function: histone binding; ubiquitin protein ligase activity. Gene Ontology annotation, biological process: double-strand break repair; ubiquitin-dependent protein catabolic process; protein K48-linked ubiquitination. The coding region runs from base 184 to 1617 and encodes 477 amino acids. The transcript is spliced from 4 exons. Gene Ontology annotation, cellular component: cytosol; site of double-strand break; ubiquitin ligase complex.
UUUACGAGCAGAGCAAAGUGUAAACAAUCACAUGUGGAAAAAGAAACUGCGCUGAAGUUAAUUUUCAUUUUAUUUGUUAUAAUUUAAAAUUAUAAAAUAAUUUAUGACUCGUGAGUUAAAAACGAGCAGUAAACAAAUUAUUUUAUUUAUGACAUAAAUUUUUUGAAAUUUAAAUAUAAAGUAAUGGAUUCAACAUCAGCUAACGAUGAUGACAACAAAAUACCACCAGAAAAUAUGAUCGUUCUGGUUAAGUGUGACAAGGAAAACUCCGAGUUACAAGAUAUUUAUGUCAACAAAAAUAAUUAUAAAAUUGGUAGGGGACGUGAUUGCAAUGCUCAUAUUCUUGAUGUUCUUAUUUCAAGAAAUCAUUGUAUUCUUAAAUUCAAUAAUGAGACUGAACAAUGGAGCAUUACAAAUUUAAGCUCAACUGGAACAAAGCUAAAUGAUGAUAUUUUAGAUAAAGAUAAACCUCAGGUUCUUCAGAUAGGAGACUUUAUUAAAUUCAGUGAAUCAAAUAAAUUUAAGUUUUAUGUUAAAGAAUUUAUUGAAAACGGGCCAAAGAUUAAAAAACAACGUCUUGAUGAAUCUGUUUUUAAUGAAGAAAUUAAGAGACAGAAAGCUUUUGCAGAAGAACAGGAAUUGAAGAGAAGAGAAAUGGAAGACCAGCUUAUGAAUAAACAAAAAGAACAAGAAGAAUUGAAAACUCGAUUAGAUGAGUUAUUAAAAUGCCAACAAGAAGCAGAAGGAAAAAGUGAAGAGCAACAUGAGCUGAUAAAACAACUUGAGGAUAAAAUAAAAAGUGGAAAUGAAAUUGAAACACAACUUCAACAAAAUUAUAAUCAUCUUUUGUCUACGGUUGAAGCUCAGAAACAACAAUUUGAACAACUAUUAGAUGCUGAAAGACUUAAAUGGCAGCAGACAUUGGACAUGACUAAACAGGAAAAAGAAGCUAUGGAGAAAAAAAUGUUGGAUGAUAUGGCGACAUGGAGAGCUAAGCAAAAUGCCGAGUGGACUACUGUCGUUGAUGACUUGGUGAAAAAAGAAAAGGAUAUCCAGAAAAAAUUAGCUGAUGAAAAAGCUUUACUUGAACAAAGAUUGAUUGAGGCUGAAAGAGCUUUGCAGGAAAAAACUGUUCUUGCUGAACAACUACAAAACACUGUACAAAAUCAACAAGUUAUCGUAGUUGAAAUAGCAGCACAAGAAGAAUCUCUCGAAACUAUUGAUCUGACUAAAGAUGACAUUCGACCGGGUUCAUCCAAAUCAAAUAGUGCAAUAGUUGACAAAGUUGGAAACAUAUUGGACGAACAAUUGACGUGUCAAAUAUGUUCAGAACUUUUCGUCACAGCAGUAACUCUUCACUGUUCUCAUACAUAUUGCCAGUAUUGUAUAUAUAUGUGGAUGAAAAAAAAGCGUGAAUGUCCAAUUUGUCGUGCAGUAAUUACAACAAUUUCAAGAUCACUAGUGUUGGAUAACUUUAUUGAACAAAUGGUCAAUGAUCUGUCUACUCAUCACAAAGAACGUAGAAGAGAAUUAGUAAAUCAGCAUAAAGCUGCGUGCCGUAAAAUGGGUUUUGGAAAUAUCAAUCCAAGAAAAAAAGCAGUGCGUGGACGUCCGUAAUUUUUAUAUUAAAACAAAACAAAUCUCAGGAAAAAUUUUAUAGCUUUCAUUUUAAUUUUAUAAUUAAGCCAAUUAAGUAAUUAAUAGUUAAUUAUUUAUAGUUCUUGGAAUAUUUAGACGAUAUUAAUUUAGACAUAAAACAAAAAAUUAUUUAAAUUUAAAAAUAUUAUGAAAGACAAAAUUUUUAUAAUAUCAAUUAUCUGAAAUAUUUAUUUUAUAUUGUUCUAUUAUUUAUUAAAAUUAUAAAAAAAUACAAGUAUUAAUAGGUAGUCAACUUGUAACAUGUAUUUAAAAAAAGUUUAUCGUUAAUGUUAUUAAAAUAUAAGCCAAAUAAUAUGAAUACUCAAAUCUUGAGAAAAUAAUUAUUAUUUUAUACGGCAUGUUUAUUUAUUUAUUUUGAAGGCUAUCGUCUUUUACGU